This is a messenger RNA of Pelmatolapia mariae (spotted tilapia), 2988 nucleotides long. RefSeq names its product cyclin Q (gene ccnq). Gene Ontology annotation, molecular function: cyclin-dependent protein serine/threonine kinase regulator activity. Gene Ontology annotation, biological process: regulation of transcription by RNA polymerase II. The transcript has 6 exons. Gene Ontology annotation, cellular component: nucleus. NCBI's taxonomy places the organism in Eukaryota, Metazoa, Chordata, Actinopteri, Cichliformes, Cichlidae. The coding region runs from base 108 to 872 and encodes 254 amino acids. The record is from RefSeq and is a predicted model, not a curated record.
CGGCAACUGAGAAGACAAGUUGAUUAAGAUAUGUAACUAACAAGCAGAUCUUGUGUUUGUUUUUCAAAAAGUAGGAAUAAAUAUAUCACGUAGAAUUUGCACUUUGGAUGGACAUGGAGGGACCAUCUGCUGACUCGACCGCAUCUCUGCGCGUUGCUGGAAGGAGAGACUCUGGUGGGGAUAUAGAGGCUGAUCCGAGCCGUGACACGAAACACUUUCGCGUUUGUCGCUUCAUCAUGGAGACAGGAGUGAAACUCUGCAUGCGCUCGGUGCCCGUGGCUACAGCAUGUGUGCUCUAUCAUCGUUUCUUUGAGAGGGUCAGCAUCCAUGCCUAUGAACCCUACCUAGUGGCCAUGAGCUGUGUGUACCUGGCUGGUAAAGUGGAGGAGCAGCACAUCAGGACCCGUGAUAUCAUCAAUGUAAGCCACAGGUAUUUCAACAGUGGCAGUACUCCUUUAGAAUGUGACAAGGAGUUCUGGGACCUGAGGGACAGCGUGGUGCAGUGUGAGCUCCUCAUCCUCCGACAGCUCAACUUCCAAGUCUCCUUCGAACACCCUCACAAGUAUCUGCUCCACUACCUGCUGUCUGUCAAGUCACUUGUGAACCGCCAUGCUUGGUCUCGAACUCCUGUGGCUGAAACUUCCUGGGCGCUGCUUAGAGACUGUUACCAUGGAGCCAUGGUCAUCCGCCACAGACCCCAACACAUCGCCAUAGCAAUGCUGUACCUGGCUCUAAACAGCUAUGGAGUGGAACUGCCUGCUGGGGAGAGAGAGUGGUGGCAGGUGCUGUGUGACGACGUGAUGAAAGCAGAUAUCGACGCUGUGAUCGCAGACCUUCUUCAGCUCUACGAUAUGGAGGCCAAGUGUAUCUGAACAACACACCUACAAGACCAUCACGUCUCUGUUUUGCCACUUGACUGUGCAGUACAAAGCUGAAUGUGUGUUAUGGUGCACAUUGUAGUGUAAAACUGUACUUAUAUAGUGCUCUGCUACAACUGGGCACUCAAAGCGCUUGUGUUCAGGUAUGUCUAAGGUAGAAGAGCACUUUGUGUGUUUGCCCCAGUUAUUCCGUGAGUUGACAAAAACAUGCCUGCACUACUGAUUUCUUCCAGUGUGGGGAGACAUUUCUUUCAUUUCUGAUCUGUUAUUUGUUGGCCUUGCACUGCAUAAUACAUCCUGAGCGCUUCAAAAACAUGCCGACUCUCAGUACCACUGAUCUCUUCAUAUUCCACACAUCACACAUUUUUACUACAAAUGCUAAAUGGUGACUACUCUUAGAUCUUUCUGGACUAGGGUAGUACUGCACAGUUUUUUUUUGUUUGUUUGUUUUUUCUUUGAGAUUAUAGGCUUGAUUAGUACCUUGCAGAAUAAACCUGCAUAUUUUCAAGGACAAUGGAUGCUACAUACUGGAUACCAUAAAUAUCUCGUAUUUUUACGAUGCAUAGUAUUCACAUGCAAAUACAUUGGUUGGAUGAAGUAUUAUAGAGGAAUAUCUGGCAGCAGUGUAAUUUCCAUUAAUCCAUUCAUUUUAUUAACUACUUGUUCAGUUCAGGGUCACAGGAGGCCUGGAGCCUAUCCCAGCCGCUUUAGGGCGAGAGGCAUCGUAUGCUAAACAACUUGCAAGUCUGUUUCAGGGCUAGCAAAUCUUUACAUAUUCAUGCAUUUUCUCCAUGUAUAAUAAUGUUACAUAUUAUGAUUAGAAACUGUUUGUAAUUUAAAGGGGGCUCAUUCUGAUAAUAAUACAAAUAUUUGGGACUCAUUUUCCCUAUAUUCUAUCAGAAAUACAUUGUGUUACAGUGGCUUUCCACCAGGAAAGAUGUUAAACCAGCAAGUGGAGUCGGGUAUAGUGCUAUAGAGCAACUAAAAUGCUUAUUGCAAAACGCACAGACAUGAGCAAGCUGAGUAAGUGCAGCUCUGUAGACGGGGAGACGAGGGAGUAUAUUUCUCACUUCCAGCAUGGCGAGAAAGUAACAUGUCUAUAUACCAGGGGAGAGCUGACCUCAUUCACUUACAGUAUGAUUAUAAGACUGAGCCUACCUUAAGUUCAUGGAUGUCAAAUGAAUAGAUAAAACAGUGUUAAGAGAUUUUUAAAUGGUUCUUUAUUCCUAAGUUUUACGUAUAUUUUUUCAAGCUCAUUUAUAGGAAAUACUUUGAAUGGAAAAGAUAUUGUUGAACUUUUAAAGUUUAAUCAUUUAAAGUUAACAUUGUGUCGCCCAAAAAUGAAAAUAUGGUGUUGGAAAUGAAAAUAAGAAGAUCUUUUUAAGGAAACUAUAAAAAGGAACUAAAUUUGUAACCAAUUUGUUUGGGACAGAGUGAGAGACAAUAAAGGGAAAUACUGAGAAACAGACCAAGAAAAUGCAGGUUUUGGUCUUUUUGUGUUGUUUUUUGACAAAAUAAACAAAAUGAAGAUAAUGAUGUUACAGUGAUGUCCAUAACAGGCAUAUUAUUCCCUUCUUAGUGCUUUUUAUGGUUACAUAGCAUGUUUCAUUUAGUAAGAUUCACAUUAGUCACAACAAUGGAGCUGCUAUUUUCCUUGGACCGUCACUACAUUUCGCAGAGUCUGAUGCGUUUUGUGACAAAACAACAUAACAUACAAAAUAACAUUUCAGCAUAAUCUAAUAUGGCAUACAUUGGGAAUAAUUAGAUUUAUUUGAUUAACUUCUACAAUGAUGAGAAACCUGGCAGAAGGAUAUUUUUUUAAAUCCAGUUCCAAUUUUUGCUCUCUGUAAAUCCCUACUGGAUUUUAGUGAUGUCUUGAUUCUUUAGAAGGUUUGAUCAUGAAGCAGGGAUUAAAUUUCAUUCUGUUUGGUAUAAAAAGGCCUCAACAAAUCUUAAAUGUAAUUUCUUACAUUUCAAAAAUGCUUGAUUCACUGCAUUGUGUCACCUAAUGUGACUUGAACAGGUGUUCAGUUGUUGUUAUGGCAACAAAUACCAGUAAACAAAGUUAAUAAUAAAUAAAAGAAAAUAUGUCAACACUGUUUGUGAAGUC